Hippoglossus stenolepis (Pacific halibut) is the source of this 4491-nucleotide messenger RNA. It is a transcript of the gene adamts2a, whose product is annotated as ADAM metallopeptidase with thrombospondin type 1 motif, 2a. NCBI's taxonomy places the organism in Eukaryota, Metazoa, Chordata, Actinopteri, Pleuronectiformes, Pleuronectidae. Bases 66 to 4223 code for a protein of 1385 amino acids. The record is from RefSeq and is a predicted model, not a curated record. Gene Ontology annotation, molecular function: metalloendopeptidase activity. The transcript has 25 exons. Gene Ontology annotation, cellular component: extracellular matrix. Gene Ontology annotation, biological process: extracellular matrix organization; proteolysis.
GUUUAACAGUUCGGUCACUGACUGUUUCUCUCUGUCUCUCGCUCUCUGUCUCGCUCUCUGUCAGGAUGGAUGACUGUCAUCAUGGAUUAUUAAUUAUUAUGUUUUUGCUGCAAACGGAUUCUUUAUACUCAGUUUACAUCAGUGACAACACAGAUUCUCUUCAUCAGGUUCUGUCAGAGUUUGGUGUGAUUCGUCCAAUCAGGACCGACUCAGGGGGACACUUACUGUCAGUGUCAGUCUCUGCCCACCACCUGCAUCACACUAGAAGACGAGCCCACAAUACAGAGGACACGCCCAGUGACGUGGAAAAUGUCAGACACAAAAGACAGGCACAAACAGACACACCCACAUUACAGUUGUCCCCGCCCAUGGAUGCAUCACCAUCCAACCAGACAAGUCAUAGGUUGUGGGGGAGGGAUUACAUGCCGGAGGAGGAGGAGCUUUACUACAACGUAACAGUGUUCGGUCGGGAGCUCCACCUGCGGCUGCGCCCGAACACUCGUCUCAUCGCCCCCGCCGCCACCAUGGAGUGGGAGGAGUCAGGAUACCUUCACUCUCAGCCAAUAGGCAACACUGGCUGUUUCUACACAGGGGAGGUGUCCAACAUGGACGACACGGCCGUCGCUGUCAGCAACUGCGAUGGACUGGCGGGGAUGAUCCGAACAGGUCUGGAGGAGUUUUUCAUCGAGCCAUUGGAUCAAAGGAGGACAGAUGGAGGAGAGGAUGAGGAGGAAGAAGGAGGACGACGACACAUCGUUUAUCGCUCCUCCGCCAUCAAGAAACAAACGGCUGUCAAUCAAACUGCUGACGACUUCCUCCGAGGCCCUCUUUUAGGUUCUCUCAAUGUUAACCAGAACGUGUUGUUGCAAACAUCUCGAAGACGACGCUACAUCGAAGAGGCGGAGCUCUUUAACAUCGAGGUGUUGUUGGCGGUGGAUUAUUCUGUCCUUCUUUUCCACGGCCGAGACCACAUUCAGAAAUAUCUCCUGACGCUGAUGAACAUAGUUAAUGAGAUCUAUCAGGAUCAUUCGCUGGGCGCCAACAUCAACGUCGUCCUGGUCAGAAUCAUCAUGUUAUCUCCAACAAAGUCUCAGGAGCUGAUCUCAGUGGGGAACCCUCAGAAGAGUCUGGAGAACGUCUGUGGUUGGUCGUAUCUCCAGCAGAGGGAGCAGAGUCACGCCGAGCAGCACGACCACACCAUCUACCUGACCAGGCAGGAGUUUGGCCCCUCCGGCAUGCAGGGUUAUGCUCCUGUCACAGGAAUGUGUCAAUUACACCGGAGUUGUGUCCUCGUCUUGGAGGAUGGAUUUUCCUCUGCCUUUGUAGCUGCACAUGAAACAGGACAUGUGUUAGGUAUGGAACAUGACGGUGAGGUGAACAGUUGUGAUGAUGACGUUCUGUUGGGCAGCAUCAUGUCUCCACGGGUUCAGGCCUCGUUCCAUCGAUAUCAUUGGUCCAGAUGCAGCUGGAGGGAACUUCAUCAAUACCUGAAUACCUACGACUGUCUCCGUGACGACCCAUUUAACCAUGAUUGGCCGGCUCUGCCUCAGUUACCGGGUUUCCAGUACUCGAUGGACCAACAGUGUCGCUUCGACUUUGGACCAGGAUACAGUCUGUGUACUGCAUACACAACUCAUGACCCCUGUAAGCAGCUGUGGUGCAGUGACUACAACAACCCGUUUUUCUGUAAGACCAAGAAAGGUCCGCCUCUCGACGGUACUAAGUGCGGACUGGGCAAGCACUGUUUUAAAGGUUUCUGUAUGAAGUUGACCCCUGACCUCCUGAGACAAGAUGGCGGCUGGGGAACAUGGAGUUCGUAUGGCAGCUGCUCCAGGACCUGCGGGGGCGGGGUCAGGUUUCGGACCAGACGCUGUGACAACCCAGCUCCAGCCAACGGGGGGCGCACCUGCCUCGGAAACAGCUACGAGUUCCAGCUGUGCAGCCAAGAGGAGUGUCCUCCGCUGACGGACUUCAGGGAGGAUCAGUGUAAAGUCUGGAAUCCAUUUUUUGAACAUGAUGGAAAGAAGCAUCACUGGCUACCGUACCAACAUCCUGAUCCUGACGAGCGCUGUCGUCUGUACUGUCAGUCCGAGGAGACGGCGGCAGUGGUGUCCAUGAACAGAAUGGUGCAUGAUGGGACACCGUGCUCCUACAGUGACGCCUACAGCGUGUGUGUCGGAGGAGAGUGUGAGCAUGUGGGCUGUGAUGGGCAGAUUGCCUCUGACCAGCAGGAGGACAGAUGUGGUGUCUGUGGAGGAGAUAAUUCCAGCUGCAGGAUCAUCAAAGGAAACUUCACGCGCAGCACAAAGAAACCAGGUUACCUGAAGAUCCUUGAGAUCCCUAAAGAAGCGCGACACCUGCUGAUCCAGGAGUUCAAAGGGACUCCUCACAUCCUAGCGGUGAAGAACCAGGAGACGGGUCACCUCUUCCUCAAUGAUGAAGAUGAACUCCCAGAGUCCCGUGUGGUGAUUGAGAAGGGUGUGGCCUGGGAGUACAACAACACAGAGGAGCAGGAGUCUGUCCAAGCUACUGGGCCACUGAAAUACGGGGUCCUGGUUAUGGUCCGUUCCUAUGGCGACUCCAAGGUGACAGUAUCCUAUAAGUACAUCAUCCAGGACCGUCUCCGGUCCUCACUGGAGUCCAACUUGGUGCAGGAGGACACCAUCUUCUACGAGUGGGCGCUGAAGAAGUGGUCGCACUGCUCCAAACCCUGCGGAGGAGGGAAACAGUACACAAGGUUCGGCUGCAGGAGGAAGGCAGAUGGGAAAAUGGUUCACAGGAUGCUCUGCUCCAACAUCAACAAACCAAGAGCCAUCAGCCGUAACUGCAAUAUGGAUAAGUGCAGCUCGCCACGCUGGGUGACCGGGAACUGGGAGGACUGCAGCGCCUCUUGUGGUCAGACUGGGUGGCAGCGUCGCUGGGUGAGCUGCCAGCAGGAGCCCAGCAGGGUCCAGCAGCAGCGCUUUGCACACAGCAAACUCUGUCGCGACAACCGACCAGAUGUGAAACGCACCUGCAACCGUUUCCCCUGCCCUGCCGCCUGGAGAGCCGGGCCGUGGACACCGUGCUCAGUAUCUUGUGGAAACGGGACUCAGGAGCGUCAAGUCGCAUGUUCGAGUCCUGAGAGUUCAACUGGAAACUGCAGUGAACCUCAACCAAUCACAACCCGCAGCUGCCAAGCUCCACCCUGCAGCGGCAACCAGAAGAACGCCAUCAUCCAGUGGUUGUCCAGGUCCAAUGUAGACUUUCCUGCUCCAAAGAUCUCGUCUAGGCAGCGUUGUCGUGGUGACCGGUCGGUGUUUUGUCGGAUGGAGGUGUUGAGUCGGUAUUGCUCCAUCGCUGGAUACCGGCAGAUGUGCUGCAAGUCCUGCAGCGAGGGAAACUUCAGCAGUGAGAACCUGCCGACAGCCAACAGCUCAUGGGUAUCGACCACAGAGACGAUAACCUCAGCAUCCUCCUCCACCUGGUCUGACGGCAGUGACAUCACCAGUCAUUUCAUCAGCACGCCACCUCACAGCUUCACUGUGACUCCUCCCCCUACCAGCAGGAGCAGCACUGACUUCAUAUACGUGGAGUACGAUGAUUAUGACGAGUAUUCGUCCUACGAGGAUCCUUCUGUUCCCUCUGAGUCUCUGGAUAUCGUUCCAACUACUACUACUACUUCUACUAGUACCACUACAACUACUAGUGCUACUACUAGUACUAGUACAACAAAAAGGUGGCCAAGAAAAACUGCUCCACCACAUGUAUUCGAGAAGAAAACCACCACUACCAGAGCGCCUCCUGCUACAGUUCCCAUGGCAACGGUUUAUGGCCCACUGUCACUGCUGAUCCGGACGUUUGCCGUCCCAGAGUUUCCCACCACAACCUCAUUUGAUCCUGAUGACAUCAUCACUGCAACAUCAUCAGGUGGGCGAGGCCUUCAAACUGAAUUCAAUCCGACAGAAACCGAACCAGCGCCGACGUCUUCGUCUUCCAUCUUCACAAUCACAAAGAAGGAGAAAAACUCAGUGGAUGAGGUCCCGUACCGGAUCGUGGGACUGGACGGGGAAGCCACCAGAGGGCAGCAGAACUACUUUGUCCCACGUAUGCCACCAUUCCGUGAGCGAACACAGAACAAACGUAUCCAGGAGCUUCUGAAUGAGAAACGACGACAAGAUCUUGUGAAGAGAGUGAACAGGAGCAAAGAGAGUCAGACUGGUGGUAAAAUGAGCGGAUCAUAAAAACACUCAAAUAAGUUUUGAUGUUCACAAUGUUGCAUGUACAGCUUCUCACUUUCUGCUAACGCUAUCAAACUCUAACGAGAAACUGAAUCAGACUGGAGAGCAAGGUUCUGUCAACGUUCUCAUCAGGUUUCCUGAGGUCUACACCUGUUUCCUCUCUGCUCCAAUCAGAAUCGUCAUGGAAACAUGUGGAAGGUAUCUCUGGUUUUUAUUGUCAUAAUAUUUGUACCAAAUAAUUGUGUUUCUAAAUAAAGUUACCUCCAGCUGA